AUGGGUAACAGCACCGCAACUACCGAGAGCGAGCGUGCCGCCUACCUCAGAGAUGCCGAGGAGAAAGCUGCACAGCUCUUCAUCGAAAUUGAGCGUGACCUUGUCCGACCUGGCAUCAGCGAAAAAACUUUGAACAGCGAGAUUUAUCAUUUAGGGUUCGAUCGUUAUGGCAUCAAAACGCAUUGGCAUAAACGGGAGGACGACAUUCUUGUAGUCGACUUGGGUCCCGUUUUCGAAGCAUGGGAGGCAGAUUUCGGCCGUACAUAUGUACUGGGCGGUGACCCGCACAAGAAACGUCUUCGAGAUGCGCUGCAGCCCAUCUGGGAUAUUGUGAAGGCCCAGUUUGAUGCAAACCCCAACAUGUCGGGCGAGGAACUAUAUGAUAUUGCUUGCGGAGAGGCUCAAAAGAAUGGCUUUGAUUUUGGGGCAGAUAUUGCAGGCCAUUUGGUUGGGUCGUUCCCCCACGAGCGCAUUCCGAAAGAUCGGACUACUCUAUACAUCACAAAGGGGAAUACUGAGUCGAUGAACCAGACAGGCAAGGAUGGGUUUAAGAGACAUUGGAUUCUGGAGAUUCAUCUGCGGGAUACUGCCCGGGGGUUUGGUGGAUUUACUGAGCAGCUGCUGACUGUUAAUUGA
Messenger RNA from Penicillium macrosclerotiorum, 636 nucleotides. Its product is annotated as M24 family metallopeptidase. The transcript is spliced from 2 exons. NCBI's taxonomy places the organism in Eukaryota, Fungi, Ascomycota, Eurotiomycetes, Eurotiales, Aspergillaceae. The coding region runs from base 1 to 636 and encodes 211 amino acids. The record is from RefSeq and is a predicted model, not a curated record.